AAGAGAGAGAAGAUAGAGGAAAAAGUCAAGUUUACUUUUAUUAUUUUUCCUGCUUGUGCACAAAAUACAAACAUAAUAAAAAAUAAACUCGCAAGCUGAAACUCAAACUUACCCUGCACUUGGAUUACUGAGAGCAGCAUCAGCAUCAGAAGCAGCAAGGACUUCCAGCAAGGAUACUUUUGGGCAAUAAAAGUGCAAAUAAACAUGUAAAAGGACAUAAAGAUGCCAAUGAAAGGAGCAGGACACAUGCCACAUACUCCAGUUGAAAUGUGCUUUUUAUGUGCGCAACUCUGCAAAGUCAAAGCCAACUAAAGGCUCGCUGGCGCUUCAUUAAAGUCAAAAGCGGAAGCGGAAACGGAAAUAGCCAACAACGAACAACACAAUACGCAGCAGACUGCGUGUGUGUGUGUUUGAGUUUAUUAACAUCAGCUUCAUCAGCCAACUCGGAAUUGCUGUGUUGUUGCCAUGUUUUCAGUUUCGAUUUCAGUUUCAGUUUCAUUGCUUUGACUGUGUUUCUUUUUUUGUUUUUUCUGCGGGCCAAAUUCGAAGCUCUCUCGCUGCACAUAAAUGACGAGGCGUCUCUGCGUUCGAGCACAACGCAAUGACAGCCAUGCAGUUUUUAAUAACAGCACCACACGAAAUACCAACAACAACAACAGCAACAAACAUGCAACCAACCACAGCAACAACAACAACUACAACGACAACAACAACAUCACGGACAUAUGGACAACGGCAACAACAGCACAACACACAUCGAAAAUCACGCAGAAGGUGCACGUUGCUGUUGUCCAAGUUGAUGUUGCCACUGCCACAGACGACGUUGCAGCUGCCACUGUUGCCACUGCGAUUGCGCUUGGAUCUGGACACUUGCAAAACGGUUUCAAUAGUCUGCCUUGUGCUGUUGUCGCUGCUCUGCCUGCUGCCAGCGAGCACAUUGGCAGAGGAGGAGUCACAGGAUUUCCAAAAGAACAUACCCGCACGUCUGGUUUGGGCCGCAACUGGGAAGACCGUCGAUCUGCCCUGCGAUUUGACGCCGCCAACGCCGCAGGAUUCGGUGAAGUUGCUGCUUUGGUUCAAGGAUACCACCGGCAUACCGUUGUACAGUCUGGACUCACGAGGUGGCAACGUAAAGUUGGCGCCACAUGCGGCCAUAGCUAGCGAUCUGGGUCAACGUUUGUUCUUUAGCAUCGGCGACAAUCCCAAGGAUUCGCGCCUACAGAUUAAGGAUGUCAAGCCCGAGGAUGGCGGCGUCUAUCGUUGUCGCAUCGAUUUCUUCAACUCGCCCACUCGCAACUUCAGGCACAAUCUGACUUUAGUCGUGCCGCCUGAGGAGCCGCGUAUCUUUGAUGCGCAGGGCAAGGAAAUCUCACAGAUGGCGGGACCAUUCCGCGAGGGUUACGAGCUCUUUCUUUGCUGUCAAGUGCGGGGCGGUCGACCCCCGCCCAAGGUCACCUGGUGGCGAGAUGGCAACGAGCUCAUCGGCACCAGCCACACGUCCGUCGAGGAGGGUGCCACGGUCAUGGUGAAUCAGCUGCUCAUUGGCACCACAACACGAGACUAUUAUGGGGCGCGCAUCGAGUGCCGAGCACAAGGCACGCGACUGCUGGAGCCUGUUGUCAAGGAUGUGACCGUGCAGGUGCAUCUGAAACCCAUUCGAGUGAAGAUAUUGACGCCCAACGAUCUGCUCACAGCUGGACAUCCGAUGGCCAUUCGCUGCGAAUCGUGGGGUUCGUAUCCAGCGGCCAAAAUAGCCUGGCUCUUGGAUGGUGAGCCCAUCCGCAAUGCUGAGGUCACGCUACACAGUGACAAAGAGGAUGCGAAUAUCACGACGAGCAUUCUCACGCUGAAGGUGACUUCGGAGAACGACAAUGCGGAGCUGACGUGUCGCGCUACGAAUCCCUGGUUCUCUGGCGGCGCCAUCGAGGACAAACGUAUCAUACGUGUGGCAUAUCCGCCCACCGUGUCGGUGCAUUUGGCCAACGAGGAUCCCAGUCGUAUGGUUACACGUGCCGAGGGCCAAAAUGUCACGUUCAAGUGUCGUGCUGAUGCGAGGCCUCCGGUCACCAGCUACUCCUGGUUCAAGAACGGCAUGCGUAUGUCUGGCGAGAGCACGGAAAUCAUGCACUUGACACAGCUGGAGCGGGAGAGCGCAGGAGCGUAUGCUUGCGGGGCAACGAACACCGAGGGGGAGACGCGCAGCUCGAGUCUCACACUAAAAGUGCAGUUCUCGCCACGUUGUAAACCAGGCACAGAGCAAACCUCGAUUGGAGCCAUCAACAUGCACUCGAUACAGGUCAAAUGCGAGGUGGACGCCGAUCCGCCCGAGUCGGUGAGAUUCAGUUGGACCUACAACAAUACACGCAACGUGUCGCCGGUGCUCAACUCGAGGAUACAAUCGAAUGGCCUCACCAGCACUAUGACGUAUCUGCCGCAAACCGACUCCGAGCUAAUAACUCUAGCCUGCUGGGCCAGCAAUGUGGUUGGCAGACAGACGGCGCCAUGUCUCGUCCACAUAUUGCCAGCAAAUGCACCCGAGGCACCCAAGGCCUGUGAACUCCGCAACGAUACCGUCCUCGAGGUGGUCUGUGUCGCUGGCAGCGAUGGCGGACUCUCGCAGUACUUUAUGCUCGAGGUUGUGGGCGGCGAUUUGCUUUAUGCCAGCGAAUCAUCAUCGGCUGGCAACCGAGGCGGGCAAUUCGGUGAAACGCUUGGCAAUGCGGACAAUGAGAUAUCCACGUUGAAUGAUCAGGCUACAUCUGCACCCAUCUUUCGAAUGCAGGAGAACAGUCCACAAUUUCGUUUGAAUAAUUUAGAGCCGGGACGUGAAUAUCAAUUUUUAGUUUAUGCCGUUAACGCCAAGGGACGCAGCGAGCCGCCGGUGGUGAUUGAACGUGUGCGCGUGGCUGCACAACUGGGACCAUAUGAUGAAUCCAUACUCUCGGAGGAUCCGACGCCCGCGGAAACCACGCAUCAUGUGGGCGGCGGCAUCGUUGGUGGCAACGGCAAGGGAGGCGGCGUUGGGGGCGGUGGCGGCGGUCUCUCGUCGGUUGGCGUCGGCGCUGGCGCCAGCAUUGGCAGCGGACCGGAGAAGCAAUCGACGCUGCUGAUACUCGCCGCCGUUGUGGCGAUAGGCGUCGUCAUUGUGACGUCAAUUAUCGUGGCCGGCAUCGUUGUUGUCUGUCGGCAUCGGCCGCGGCCACCUGAGCCGCAGGAAGUGCGCAAGAGCAUGCGGCCGGCGCGCAACGAUGUGCCCUCGAUGUACAUUGAGGAGGACGAGCUGAACGAGCUGGAGGAGGGCGGCGGAAGAGCGGCGGAGAUUCGAGCGCGCAUCACUCCGCAUCAGGCCACAUCGCAUCUGUGCGGCGGUGGCGUUGGUCCGGGCGGUGUUGCCCCGCUGGGCGGUCCAGGUGCCAUUGUGGGCGUGGCCGGGCCGCAUCAUUACAUCUCCGAGAGCUUCAUACAGUACGCGCAGCCCAGUCUAAACGGCGAUGUGCUGCUACCUUUGCUUGUUACAGCCACAGCGAGUCAGCCGAGCAGCCAUCGUCGUUACCAUCGUAGUGCUGCCUCAGCUGCCACAAUGUCGGACGUGGUCGUGGCCAUGCCACAGCCAGUUGCAGCCAAGCUUUGUGCAACAGCUGCCAAUGCGGCCGAUGCAUCCGCCGUCGCCGUCUCCGCCGCCGCCUGGCCACCCAAAUACCCGGAUCUGAUAUUACCGCGCGGCGAAUUGGAAUUUACGACUCUGGAUCCCACGCUCAAGUAAUUGUAAAAAGUAAUAAUAUCUACCACACACACACACACACAUAAUCCCUUCAUCCCUGGAUCUGGAAUUCGCAGCCCUGGUUCACGCUGAUGCACUACGAACAAGAACAACAGAGCAUCAUCGUAAUUCACGGGCGUUUCAUUUUAUCGUACAUAGCUGUAAAUUUUUAGCAUAAAUUUAAAUGUAUUAAUGUCGAAAGGUAUAACAUAAGUGCAUCCUCUAUGCAUAUAUCCUUGUCUGCGUGCGCCGAAACAACAACAAAAAUUUAUAUAUACAUACAACAGCAAAUUGAAAUCAAAGUGGAAAUGGUAAGGGAAAAAUAGCAAUGAACAAAAAUAAGUCUGCCUUUGCCGUGCUCUAAUCGAAAAAAAUAACUGAAAUCAAAAAGUAAAUUUUGUAAAUAUCAUUACACACACACAUACACACACACAUUUAUAUAUAUAUACAUUAACACCCAUCUGCGAACAGUUGAGAAUCAAAAAGAAGAAAUAGCCUCGACAUCAAAAUGUACAUACUAAAAAGAAAGAGGAAUGAAGAUAACCGGGCAACCAUUAAUCAAACUGCAUUUAAAUGUUGAAAUAAAAUUUAAUUAAUGAACCAUUUUAGUUUGUAAGCUAGUUGGAUAGGCGUAAAACAAGUUUAGUCGCUAGGCAAAACUAAAUUUAGACUCAAAGAGCGAAAAACCAGGACAAGAGCAUAAUUGCAAAUAGCAAGUAGACUAUAAAUAAAUAGUAUAUAGAAGAAGGAGGAGGAGAGAAAGGAGUAAAUUUAUUCACGGAUGUGUGCGUAUGUGUAAUAUUCAAGAAUUUAUUACUGCAAAACUGAUAUCAAUAUUGAUUAGCCAAUACUCAGUUCACUGGCCAAGAGGCGGGCGGGGUCUAUUUGCAAUUGAAUUUAUGCAAUUUUCAUAAUAGAUUUGUGAAUAGGCAAAGUGCUGGCCAAGUUAGCAACUAUUUAUAUAUGAAUUCAUGAAUAUUCCAUUACCAUAACAAAAGCCAGGCUGGGCUGGAAAAAGUGAGCACAAAACUUCGCAAGUGCAUAAUGAAUAAAUGUUAAAUAAAUUACAGGCCCAAAAAUACAAAAUUAAGGCAGCAGAAACCGAAGCAGA
Drosophila albomicans is the source of this 4871-nucleotide messenger RNA. RefSeq names its product sialoadhesin (gene side). The transcript is spliced from 18 exons. NCBI's taxonomy places the organism in Eukaryota, Metazoa, Arthropoda, Insecta, Diptera, Drosophilidae. Bases 602 to 3763 code for a protein of 1053 amino acids. The record is from RefSeq and is a predicted model, not a curated record. Gene Ontology annotation, molecular function: protein binding.